AAAAUGGCUUGUUCAGAGUUGCAAAGAGCCAUAGAGAACCCAGUUCUUGAGCUCAAAAUUGUAUCAGCCAGCGACCUCAGCCAUGUCGAUGCCACUGACAAGAUGGACGUAUACGCCGUCGUUUCAAUUCACGGCGAAGGUACUCACAAGACACAAACGGCCAAAACACCCAUCGACUACGACGGUGGUUUGAAUCCGACGUGGAAUCACACCGUUAAGUUUCCCUGCAACGAAGAAGCAGGCCGUGAAGGCCGGUUAACCCUCAAGGUCGAGUUAUUUAGCUAUUUGCUCGAACGGAAGGAAGACCUUUAUCUAGGAGAAGUCAACGUCUCGGUUCAGGAACUUUUUGCCUCAGAUCCACGGCCGUUUGGAAACGGUAACGUCCAUAAAAUGAAGUCUAUGACUUGCCCUAUCAAAGUCACAGAGGAAGGAAGUACCAACGCAAGGUUGUGCCUCUUGUACCGGUUUAAACCACUGCCGGUUGAUGAUUCGUGUCCUCCUGUACCUCAGGAUCAUUCCCUCUCGAUUGGUCAACCCGUUUAUCCAAACCCGGAACAAGUAAUACCAGGUCAGCCUGUCGUAUUUUCCCCUCGGUUUCAAACCACCACGACCAAACUGAUCCUUGAGAUUGUGAUCAAGUUUGCCAAAGACAUUGAAGAUGUUAACGCCUUCUCGGCUAUGGACGUAUAUGCUUCAGUUGCGAUCCUUAAAGACAGGAAAGUUAAGGACAGGAUCAAUACCCCUGUCGCUUUCUCCGCAAAUACAAACCCUAAAUGGAACCAGACGAUUAAGUUUUCACUCGAUGAGAAGUUAGCUCAAGAAGGGCGUUUAAUGCUCCUGGUGGAACUGAUGAGCCACAGGCCUUUUCUUGGUGAUAAGGAAAUCGGAUUCGUCAGACUUCCAAUGGAACAACUAUUAGGCUCAAACCCUCCAGCCAGUGGUGAUGCUAACGGUAUGAAGCUGGAAACGCACGCUUUGACGGGUCCUUAUGGGAAAAAAGGUGUCGUGAACUUCACGUAUAGAUUUCUUGCGGAACAACUUAGGGUUUCAACGGUUCCAACACCGUCGACAACAUCCCAACCAUAUAUCAUGUAUCUACCGGUCUCGCCUCAUUCAUACGCGUCAUCAGAUCCGAUACAGUUGACCUCAAGUUAUGUGACUGUUCAACAAGGUAAAAAUGCCGGGCAGGGUAACGGACUAGUACCAAUAUAUAUGUCGCCUCAAUAUCAAUCACAUGGAUAUCAACAAUAUUCACCACGAAAUCCGCAGCCACCACCGCAACAUUCGCAGCUUAAGCCACUGACUCAGCAGCCGUUCUCUCAGUCAAUGCCGGAUACACAAGAAGCAUAA
This is a messenger RNA of Brassica oleracea var. oleracea, 1350 nucleotides long. RefSeq lists its product as uncharacterized. The coding region runs from base 4 to 1350 and encodes 448 amino acids. NCBI's taxonomy places the organism in Eukaryota, Viridiplantae, Streptophyta, Magnoliopsida, Brassicales, Brassicaceae. Gene Ontology annotation, biological process: defense response. The record is from RefSeq and is a predicted model, not a curated record. The transcript has a single exon.